This is a messenger RNA of Macadamia integrifolia, 1791 nucleotides long. RefSeq names its product ankyrin repeat-containing protein BDA1-like. Gene Ontology annotation, molecular function: protein binding. The transcript has 3 exons. NCBI's taxonomy places the organism in Eukaryota, Viridiplantae, Streptophyta, Magnoliopsida, Proteales, Proteaceae. The record is from RefSeq and is a predicted model, not a curated record. The coding region runs from base 592 to 1386 and encodes 264 amino acids.
UCUUCUUCUUCGCUUAUAGUUUUUGAGAAAGCUUCAGUAUGAAGAUGUAAAGCAAUGAAAAGAGAUUAGAGUCUCUGCUCUUAUUUUCACUAGCCAAUGUUGCGAAGAGUCUAUCUUUAAGGCCUCAUGAGGUUUCUUUCAUUCUAGGGGUUUUCUUUCUCUAUAUGAGAGAGAGAGAGAGAGAGAGAGAGAGAGAGAGAGAGAGAGAAUGGAUGGGUUUUUGGCCUCCUCCGUGGUUUUCUCUCAAUAGAACUUCCACUACGCAAAACUCUGACACUGCUAAUCCUACUAGGGGAAUGGCCUUGAGUACAACGGUUGGGGUGCAUGUCGGGUCCUCCCAGUCAUUGGAUCCUCACUGAGACUCAUCGCUCAUCGCAAAAGAUUUGAAUCCAUCAAAACAUGCUCAUAAUAGUCUAGUUGCGAGGUUUUUUAAAUACACUAGUCAAAUAAACACGAAAAGACAAUUUAUUUAUUCCAUCUUGGCCAAACAUAGGUGGCUGUACUACUUAUACAUCAAGGGUUUCACCUACAUAAUUAAGGAAAUAAGAGAAGAGGCAGUUGUUUAUUGGGUCAUUGUAUCAUUGUUAUAUAAUGGAUCAGGAAUUGAUUGAAGUGGCUCAGAGUGGAGAUAUAGAUGCAUUUUAUGCAUUACUUGGCAGAUAUCCAUCUAUUCUUGGAGUUCAAUUGAUUAAUACUCCAUUACACUGGGCUGUAUUGGCUGGUCAUACCUCUUUUGUGGUAGAAAUUGCAAAUUUGAUGCCUUCAUUGACAAAGAAGCUAUACCAUGACGGAUAUAGUCCUCUACACUUGGCUUCAGCAAAUGGGAAUCUAGAGAUUGUGAAGGAACUCUUGAAAAUUGACAAUGAUCUUUGUAAUCUCAAGGGUAGAGAGAGAAGAACUACUCUUCAUUGUGCGGCUAUCACUGGACACAUCAAUGUUUUGAAAGAAUUGCUCUCCAAUUGCCCCAAAUGUAUCAUGGAUCUAACUCUCAAGAAGGAGACUACGCUUCAUCUGGCCUUGAAAUAUAAUCAAGUUGAAGUCUUCAAAGAACUGGUGAAUUGGCUUCGACGUCACUGGCAGCAUGACCUUCUAAGCUUCCAAGACCAAGAAGGCAACACUGUCUUGCAUCUUGCAAUUUUAAGAAGACAUCAUGAGAUGGUGGAACAAUUGCUACAUCAUUGCAACCUUCUUGUUAGAAAUGCAGUGCAAGUCAAUCUAAAGAACAGAGAUGGGUUGACAGCCUUGGAUCUGAUCUUAUUGGAGCUUCCCAGGGGAGGGGACCAGGAAAGAGUAGAAAGGAUCCUACGGGGAGUUGGAGCCAAAGGUGGCCAUGAUUUUGGGUGUCAACCAAAGGUUCCUUCAAUGAUAAAAUGGGUUCUAUUGUGAGACCAGUGCUUAAAUAUUUAAGUUUCAGGUUUGACCCAAAUACUCCAAGUAAGAAUGCUCUACUUGUAGUAGUUGCCUUGAUUGUCUCGGCUACCUACCAAAUUGGAAUUUCCCCUCCUGGUGGUUAUUGGCAGGAUGACUAAAUAAAUAAAGGCCCUGGUGAUCCUAAACCAACACACCAUGCCGGAGAUGCUAUGUUAUCUACUACUUAUUCUACUAGUAUGUACUAUGCACUUUUGCUUUCUAAUUAUGCUGGUUUCAUUUUAUCUUCAGUCCUACUUUUUAACCUCACAACAGGAUUCCCUCUCCGUGUUCCACUUCUACUAGCGCGCCCAAAUGUUUAUGGUGAUUACUUAUACAAUGUCAACACCAAUCUUUUUCUCUGAUGCAAGUAGUAAUUUUGAA